UCAGUUAUCUCAGUGAAACAAAAUAAGGUAUAAAAUAUAAUUUUAGACUCUAGUGCAUUCUGUGACUGGCUCCUCACGGAAGUAAGGUACAGAGGAAACACGCUAAUGGGACGAUUGUGUGCAUUGAGCUGUAGUAUGUUGUUCCGGAAAUAUGGUUGUGAGUUGUGACGAGCAAGAAAGAGCCAUAGUGGCAACCACUUUGUAGAAUUUCCUAUCAUACAGGGUCUUCCUCAUCGUGAGCGUUGUAGUACAUGAUGGCAAGGGGGUGUGUUGGUCUUUGAUCUAGACACCAGUGACUACUGCUAGACACCACUUAAGUUUACCAUUGAAUGUUUCCUCUGCAGGCUUGAUAAACAAAAAUAUAUCAACUAUUUUUUGUGUGGCCAUAAGCUGCACUAUUACCAUUUUAAUUACCAUAAUGUUAUAUCUAUGUCUCACACUCAAAUCACUUUUGAAUUUUGAGUGGAGCGUCCCAGUGAGUACAGAAUCAAUAUGUUCCCAUUCUGUACCCUCUGGUUUAGUUCACUACCACUUUACCAACCUUACAAACCAUCUAUUUCAGUAGUCAAACUCUAAACCAGUGUUGCCUCCAGAUAUAAUAUUUAGCUCAGUAGAGGUUAUAUAUAUUGCAGUGUAUGAUUGUAAUCCAAGGACUCCGGAGAGAAAACAUAACGUCUUAAAUUGUCUGUAAGGUAGCCAGUUUUAUAGACCAUGAUCUUUUGUUUAACGAAUUGGGGUAUUUUUCAGUUGGAAGCUGACAUCUUUUAACCCUGAACUCUCCCGUUCACAUUGGCCUUGUGCCUGUGUGCGGAACGUUUUUUUUUUCAUGAAAGAGGUUCUGGUCCAAACGCAGAACGAGUAAAACAUUUAAUAUGUGCGAAAUGUGUUUUAUCCACAAAUGUCGGUAAAUGAUUGAGUGAAUUGUUAAUAGUGAAUUGAAGUGAGUGAAUUGAACUGUGUAAGUGAGUUGAACAUCGCAACUGCAAGAAGAUACCAGUUCUUCUGUUAAGUGAGAUGCCACAUGAGGCAGUCGAGAGUCUUGACAGAGCUCUAGAGAAAGUCAAUCAAAGGAAGCUAUGGCUGCUGUCUAUGUUCCUGUUGACCAGCAGUCCCGGAGUGUUCAAUGCUUACCACAUAAUGGCGUCUCUCUUCCUCUCCCACAUUCCACCGCAUUGGUGUCAGGUAGAGGAACUGACGACGGCCAACUGGACGAGUGAACAGAUCAGAAACAUUAGUAGUCCGGGUGGGUCGACAGAGUCCAGCUGCUCUGUUAUAGGCUGGAACUAUACACAGUUAGCAGACAUGGGCUACGAAGCUGCCUUAGAGUAUGUGAAAUCUCACACUCUUCCUCCAGCUAGUCCUUGUAUAAACUACUCUUACGAUGAAGACGUCCCUCAUUCGUCUACGGUGACGGAGUGGGAUCUUGUGUGUGACAGACUGCCUCUCAAGUCCAACGUUCAGUCGUCCAUUGCACUCGGGAAGUUUGUCGGAGGAUUUCUCUUUGGAUUUAUAGCUGACAAGUAUGGACGUAAGAGCAGUUUCGUCUUGGCUUGUCUAACCUACGUGGUGACUGGUCCACUGGCAGCGUUCGCUCCGUCCUAUUGGCUCUUCAUAGUCGCAAGGUUUUUCAUCGGCACCGCAGGAUCUGGCUGUUACGAGUCAGCAUACACCCUGUUGACAGAGUUGGCCAGUAAAGAUAGAAGAGCCAUGUUGGGUUGUGUCUACAACAUGUCAUAUCCUUUCGGUUACAUCACUUUAUCAUUGAUCGCCUUAAUGUUUCCCGCGUGGAGAACAUUGCAGUUAGCCGUCUCGCUUCCCAUGCUUCUUCUUCUUUUCCAUUGUUGGUUACUACCAGAAUCUCCGCGAUGGCUGAUGACUCAGGGAAGACAAAUUGAAGCUUGGGCCGUCGUCAAGUCCAUUGACGCUUCCGUCGUCCCUCCGACAUUUGAAAACAUCACCAAUAUCCAGGGAGAGGAAGGCCCAUAUGUUCCCUUGUUUAAGAGGAUUUUAGAUGGGAUUAGGAAACUGUUUGCGUUGUUUGGCACAAAGGAACUUUGUAGACGAAUCUGCAUCUCUUACUUCACUUGGUUUGUUGCUGCAUUGUCUUACUACGUUCUGGCCUUGAAUGCUGACAACUUCUCGUCCAAUCGCUACGUGUACCUCGCGUUGGCAGGCUUGGUGGAAGCUCCAUCAUAUGUUCUGCCACUCCUGAUACUCAUGUUUCUGGGCCGCAAGUCAACGGCAGCGCUUCUUUUCCUACUGUCUGGGUUGGCUCUCAUAUCCAUUUUACUCAUACCUCAAGAGAACAAGCUGCUGAUCCUAGUGGUCGCGUUGCUGGGAAGGUUCGCUGAUUCUGCCGUGUUUGCUGUCAUCAUCCUCCACACGUCGGAGUUGUUCCCAACCUCCAACCGCAACACAGCUAUUGGUACUUCACUUGCUGUGUCGCAAUUGGGCUCUAUCUCAGCUCCCUACGUUGUGGACAUUCUGGGCAAGUAUGUGUGGUACAUGCCCAGCACACUAUGUGGAGGGCUGGCUCUCUGCUCUGUUCUACUGACUCUAGUUCUGCCUGAAACUAGAGGGAAGCCCCUCAUGGACACAGUGCAAGAUCUCAAAAAAGCUCACCACCAAGAUAGAGUUUCUGUCCGGAACUGCUGCACUUUCUCGUGAUAUUGUGAAUUUUCUAUGCCAAAUGAUUUUAUUAGUUGAUAAAUAUAUUUAUAUUUUUU
Messenger RNA from Macrosteles quadrilineatus (aster leafhopper), 2726 nucleotides. Its product is annotated as organic cation transporter protein-like. Gene Ontology annotation, cellular component: membrane. Gene Ontology annotation, molecular function: transmembrane transporter activity. The transcript is spliced from 12 exons. The record is from RefSeq and is a predicted model, not a curated record. Lineage: Eukaryota; Metazoa; Arthropoda; Insecta; Hemiptera; Cicadellidae. Bases 1015 to 2667 code for a protein of 550 amino acids. Gene Ontology annotation, biological process: transmembrane transport.